This is a messenger RNA of Pseudogymnoascus verrucosus, 1866 nucleotides long. RefSeq lists its product as uncharacterized. Lineage: Eukaryota; Fungi; Ascomycota; Leotiomycetes; Thelebolales; Thelebolaceae. The record is from RefSeq and is a predicted model, not a curated record. The transcript is spliced from 2 exons. Gene Ontology annotation, molecular function: nucleic acid binding. Bases 1 to 1866 code for a protein of 621 amino acids.
AUGAACCAGCAGAGUGCCUCUAACCACCUCAGUGCCUAUGGCACACGAUCUGUCAUCACCAACGAGCACAGUGCCUCUGACAAGAUCGGUGUUUCUGACAGGCUCGGUGCCUCUGUCAACCUUGAUGCUUCUGCCAACCUUGGUGUUUGUGUCAACCUUGGUGCUUCUGAAUACCUUGGUGCCUCUGGCCAUCUUGGUGCUUCUGACUAUCUCGGUGCUGACAAGCCCAGAGCGUCCAGCAAGCUCAGUGUCUAUAGCACAAGCUUUUCCACCACAGGUCUGAAGAGUACCUCUGACAAGCUCAGUGCCUACAGCACGGACUAUUCCACCACAGAUCUGAAGAGUGGUGCCUCUGACAAGCUCAGUGCCUAUGACAUUCCAUCCGUCAGGAGGAACCAGCACAAUGCCUCCAACAAGCUCAGUGCUUAUAAGAUUUCAUCCGUCACUAGGAGCCGCUUCAGUGAUGUCUUGCAAGUGGGUCGGAAGGAGAUCUCCCUGGAUAAGCAGUGCCUAGACCCAGAUUGCAACGACUUCUGCCAAGGUGCCACAGAUAAGUCUUUCAAGACGGAGCCCGGGAGCAAGCAGGAUGACUUCUCUCUCAACAUGGACGGCGUCCUGAAUGUCUUCGGUCCAUUCGGCCGUAGCAGCUUGCCUCCUAUCCCAGAGCACACCACGCCAACCAAAGCUUCCCAAGCUGCCGGUCCAAACCUCCGUGAUAUUGGGCUCAACACCAGCAACCCAUCUAUCAGUGACCCCGAUCUGCUGGUUUACCCAGACCUUCGCAAACGCGUUGGGAGAUAUUUCGAAACCCGCAAGCCAACCCCUGAGGGCUGGACAUGGUCCGUCGACGGCAGACUCAACGCCGCUGCUCCCCUAUACGCACCCACCCAAAGCUCCACCAGUGUUGCGUUGACCGAUUCAUCGACCAUCGCCUCUGGCAGCGUAACGGAGUUCAGCCAAGCUGGCCCCUCUCGCCCGUCGACGCCUCAAAUGGGUCCCUAUCAAAUGGGACUCUAUCAAAUGAGCCUUGGCCCGCCAACGCCUCAAAUGGGCCCCUACCAAAUGGCCCUCUAUAAGACGAGCCCCCCUCCAGAGGCCCCCCUUCAAAUGGCCCUUGUUCAAUCGGGUCCCUCUCAAAUGGGGCCCCUCACAGCUGGGCUCAACAACCCUCUCGAUCCGAUCGCCGUAAUCGGCAAGAUGCGAGAGAUCCAGACUGAGGGCAUGCAGCCAUUCGGGCCAUCUCGUUACCUUAGUCAUCCCAAUGGAAACCCCACCGGCAACCCCAACGGCAACUACCUGGGCACCAUGAGUGCCGCCUCCAACCAGAUGACCAACCUGCCCGACCAUUUGAACACGUGCAUCUGGGUCGAAGGCGCGCCUGCCGACAUGACUUACUACGAGAUGCUGAGAAGCAUCCGCCACUGUGGAAAGGUGUACUCCGUGCACAUCAACCCUCCCAGGGAGAAGCACUUCACUGCCGCGGCCAAGAUCGCUUUUUGCACUCGCCUCGGGGCCGAGAACUUCUUUCACCAGGCCCACUCGGGUUAUGGCAUCGUCAUCCGUGGCCGCCGCCUCUGUGUCCGCUGGAACAGGAACAAGUACCGUGAGAACUUCAAUCGCGGUGAGUCUCGUGUUCUGAGAAUCUCCGGGCCCUCGGACUAUAUCAACUACCCGGUCCUAGCAGAGUACUUCAGCCGUCUCUUCUACUUCAAUCUCAUCUUGGUUCAGGAGGUGUCACCUGGAGUCAUGAUCUGGGAGUUCUCGAGCAUCCUCGCUCAGGCUCAUUCGGCAAAGCAGGCUAUUGAGCGUGAACCUGCCAUGAUGAACCUCGUCCGCAUCAAGUACGAGCGCGACCCUUGCGAAUGA